AGUCAUCACGUGACGACCAACAUAUACAGUCGGCGCUGCGUUUGAAUUUGAAAACGUUUCAGUCAGAGUUUCGAUGUGUGUCUUUGCCUCAUCUCACCCUGAAAUCACGAGUCCGCCAUGAAGUUUAAUAUGAAAAAGGCGAGACCGCUCUUGGCAUGGAUGAACACCAUGUUUCCAGAGAAGCAUGUCUGGGAGUUCGUUCCCAUGAGAGAUGGGCUUCGGCUCCUGAAGAUCUGCUUCAAACUAAGGGGAUCCGAGAACACUGAGGAUUUUAAGACUUUAUCACUUUACAAGAAAAUGGAGAUAAUUUUCAGUGUCUUGCAUGAUGAUUUUCACCUCACCAAAAGACAGAGUUCCCUCAUCUUACAGAGGAUCAGUGGAGGGAUUGACCUGGAGCUUCAGCUUGCUAAGGUGGCGCUUUUGCUUUGUUACUGCACUUUUAAGAAGGGCAUUCUGCUCCCAAUGGAUUCAGAUGUAGAGUCGGACGUUACAUCCAUGUUUCGUUUUGUAAAAGAGGAUGCUGAUGGUCUGAGUUUAGAGGAAGGCCUAGAUCAGUUUCUAGCCCAAGACUCUUUUAUGAACGUUGUGAACUCUAGCAGUGGAAGCAUUAGGAGCUCACCGUUAUACACAGAUGACGAGUCUCCGAUCGUAAACCGGUCCCAACGGCCUCCCAGAGUUCAGUUUCAAGAGCUUUGUACAGUAGCUUCCAGCUCAGACGGCUCUCCAGUGCAGGAUGUUAUGAGCACGCCGCAUUUCCAGCUGAAGAAACUCCGGAAGGAAUUGGCACAUGAGGGAGACGUGAGAGACGAGCUGGAGAAAGAACUGACCAAUCAGAUCUGCAUCAUCUCAGAGAAGGAGGGUGUGAUUUCACAGUUACAGCACCGGGUGGAGCGAAUGCUGCGGGAACAAGGAGAGCUGGAGAAGGAGCAUAAAGCUGCACUUCUGGAGCUCCAGGAGAAGAACGAGAGUCUUCUUCACAGAGUGCAUGAGGUUCUAAAGCAAUGCCAAGACUUAAAAACAGACAACUCCCAAAAAGAAAGAAAGAUUGAUGAACUGACAGAGGAGAAUGGAUCACUCACUGCACAGGUGCGCAAUGUCUUCGCUCAGCUGGCAAGCGCAGAAGAGGAAGUUGCCAAACUCACGCUGGCUCACGAAUCUGCACAGACCGAGUGGAAGAGCAGAAAAGAGUUUCUGGAGAAGGAGCUAAAUGAGGCCGUCACACACAAGGAGAGUAUGAGUGAGCAGGUUCAGAUACUUCAGGGAAAGAUCUCCGUUCUGGAAGAUGAACUACAGAGAGCUCAAUCUCAAGAGAAAGGAGAGGUUUUGGGGCCCAUCAUGGAGUGGGAGAAGCUUAAACAGGAGUUGUCAGAUCUGACUCUUAAACUCGCUCAGCUUCAGGAUACGAUUUCCCAUCUUGAGAAGGAGAAGGCAGAAGUUAAGGCUUUGUUGGCUGAGGAGAGAGGCUCUUUUGAAAAGGAAACCAAAAGACUCCAAAUGGUGGUGUUCGAUCUGGAGCAGUCCAUCAAUAGCAUCCGUUUGGAGAGAGAAACAUUGCAGGAGGCUUUUCGGACACAGAAGGAAAUGCUUACCACACAGAUAUCAGCUCUGGAAAGUGAUGUUUCUCGCCUGCAACAGGUGGAAGUGGAGUUGACAGCAGAGAUCAAAAUCUCUGCAGACCUUCGCCAACAGAGAGAGGAGCUGGAGGGGAAGGUAGCCUCUUUAGAUAAGAUGGUUCAUGCUUUGCAUACUGAGAUCCAGGGUUUGGAAAUGGAAAGGGCAUCACAGCAGGAUGCUCUGAAUGCCCUUAUUGUUGACUUGCAAAGUGCAAGAGCCACAAUUCAAGAUCAUGAGAAGAAGCUGGAAGAGCAUCAGAAAGUGGUGCAAGAAAAUGAAUCUCUGAAAAAGGAAACAUGCACAUUGCAGCAAGGUCUUGAUGAGCAUCUGCAGUCCAUUGGAGACCUUCAGGAGCAAAUAAAUAUUCUCAGACAGGAGAAAACAGAGGAGGAGAACAAAGUUAGUCAGGCUUCGACCAAAAUCAAGAGCCUCCAAACACAAAUUCUGGAUCUGUCCCAACAGAUUUCCCUAAAAGAUGAGGAAAUCAGAAAUCUGAGGAGCGAGUAUGACAAUGUAGGGCACGAGCUGAGGCUUGUUAAGGAACAAAAUAUUGAAAUAAAUGAAAUGAUCAAAUCAAAUCGCAAAGAGCAUGAGGACACCGUUAAGAAACUUCAGCAAGAGCUUGACUCUGCUUCUUCACUUGCUUCAGAAAAACAAGAAGAAAUGCUGGUUUUGUCAGUGGAGGUAACAACUCUUAAAGAGCAGAUCUGUCGUUACAGUGAAAAUGAAGUGAAGAAACAGCAAGAAUUGUCUGUUUUAGAGGCUCAACACAAUGUGUUGAAGGGAAACAUGACUUCUAUUCAGAACCAGUUGGCUGAGGUGACAGCUACAGCUUCACAGAAGGAAUCUGAACUCCUCUUGCUUCAACAGGAGCUUUCCCAUCAAGCGACCCUGAAAGAAAAAGCUCUGGAGCUUGAGGCAGUCAAGGGUGAAGAGUUUGAGAAAAAGUUGAGUGAGCUUCAGGCCAAAAUUGUUGAAGUCUCCACUCUUGCCUCUCAGAGAGAGGCUCAAAUAAUUUCCCUUCAAAAUGAGAUGAAAGAUCAACAAUUGUGUGCCAAACAGUCUGAAGAGGAUCUUCGCAGAGAAUUGGAGCAGAAGGUUGGCACACUACAAGGAGAACUGGAUACAGUCAAUCGUUGUGUUGUGGAUAAAGACAAACUGCUGGGCUCUUUGGAUCAAAAGCUCAAAGAGAUGGAAGGGCUUUUCCAUCAAAAAGAGAAAGAUGUCCUUGAAAUGCAUCAGGCAAAGGAGGAACUGGAGAAGAGGAUCGUUGAGCUAAAUGUUGAGACGCAACAGCUUUCUGAGUGCCAGCAUAAUCUGGAAAUAUUAAGCAAGGAAAGAGACCACUUGUCAACUGAAGUGAUUUCUCUUAAAGCGGAAAUUCGUGGCUACCAGGACACUGAAGUGCAGAAGCAACAGGUGAUAUCCGUUUUAGAAGUUGAACGCAACACGUUAAAGGAGAACAUGGCUGUCCUUGAGAAGAAGUUGGUGGAGGAAACAACUGCAGCUUCACAGAAACAUUCUGAACUUCACCAGCAAGAGAGUCUUAGAGAAAAGGCUCAGGAGCUUGAGACUGCCAAGCGUGAGGAACUUGAGAUAACGGUUAAUGAACUUCAAGCUAAAAUCCUAGAGCUCUCCACACUAGCCUCUGAGAGGGAGGCUUGUGUUAAUUCUCUUCAAGAUCAGUUGAAUGCUAAACAGUCUGAAGAUGAUAUCCGUAAGGUGUUAGAAGAGAAAGUUGCAUCCCUUCAGGGACAACUGGAAACUGCCAGUCGAGACGUCUCGGACAAAGACCAGCUUCUGAAGACUUUAGAUCAGAAGCUGAAGCAAAUGGAUCUGCUGUGCCAGCAAAAGGAGAAAGAUGUCCAUCAGGUGAAGGAGGACUUGGAGAAGAAGAUUGGCGAGCUUGUUGUUGAGAAACAUCAACUGGUAGAGUGCCAGCAGAAUUUGGAAACUGUGAGAAAGGAAAGAGAUAACCUGUCAACUGAAGUAACCUCACUCAAAGAUGAAAUCCGACAUUAUCAGGAAAAAGAAGUGCAGAAGCAACAGGAGAUUUCUGUUUUAGAGGUUGAACGUAACACACUAAAGGAGAACCUGGCUACUUUCAAGACACAAGUGGCAGAGUUGACAACCACAGCUUCUCAGAAGGAAUCUGAGCUUCUGUUGCUUCGAAAGGAAGUUUGCGAACAAGAUAACCUUAAAGAAAAGUCUCAGAAGCUUGAGAAAGAUGUAAGAGAACUUCAAGCUAAAAUACUACAGGCCUCCACUCUUGCCUCCGAGAGGGAAGCUCAAUUAAAUUCUCUUAAAGAUGAAAUAAAUGAUAAGCAGUUAAGGGAAAAACAGUCUGAAGAUGAACUCUGCAGAGUGCUUGAAGAAAAGAUUGCAACCCUACAGAAACGACUAGAAACUUCCAGUUGUGACGUCUUAGACAAAGACCAUCUUUUGCAGUCCUUGGAGCUGAAGCUGAAACAAGUGGAACUGCUCUGCCAACAAAAGAAGAAAGAAGUCCUUGAGACCCAACACUCAAAGGAAGACCUGGAGAAGAAGAUUGGUGAGCUACUUGAUGAGAAACAACAAAAACUGGAGGAGUACCAGCAGAAUUUGGAAAUGGUGAGAAAGGAAAGAGAAACCCUCUCAACUGAAGUCCUUGAGAUCAAACACUCAAAGGAAGACCUGGUGAAGAGAAUUGGUGAGCUUCUUGUUGAAAAAAGGGGGUUCCAGGAGGAUUUGGAAAUCAUGAGAAGAGAAAAGGACAACCUAUCAACACAAGUAACCUCUCUUAAAGAUGAAAUCCAAAGUUACCAAAAUGAAGUGCAGAAGAUUUCUGUUUUAGAGGAGGAGAAUCAGGAACUCCUGGAGCAGCUGAAGACAAAGUCAGAAGUAGUAGAGCACUACAAAGCACAGGUGGAGAAGGCUGUGAGUCACUACAACAGUAAAAAGCAACUGCUGGUGGAGGCCCAGGAGUUGAAUAAAACUCUCGAGCACUCGUUGGAGGCCAGCAAGAGUGAAGUCAAAGUUCUGGAGACGAAACUGACACAGGCUUGUAUGGAACUCAACCAGGCGAGCACCAAGGAGAAAAACCUGUCGACCAAAGUGAAAAGCUUGGAAGCACAAGUGGACUUUGCUGACAGGCAACUGCAAGAGCAGAAGAUGAUGACUAAUGACAAAGAGAACAUGAGACACCGAGACAGUCUGUACACCCGAGUCCAGGAGAAACAGCAGGACAUCAGUACAGACAGCUUGGAGUUUGAGCCAAACGAUUCGUUCAACGCUAACAGUCAUUCGUCUAUCCUGGGUGAAUCCAGCACUCCACUGGUACGUAGUUCUGAGCGUUUGGCUGCUAAACGUCGUGCCUUGGGGACUGAAUCCCUGGAGACUCUCUAUUUCACACCUAUGGGUCAACAAGACAACAAGCGUAAAGGGUACCAGAACAACGACUUUGAGCACAAACUAGCGUCCAGCAUCACUUCCAUUGGCGAUCUUGUGGUUGACUCUGCAAAGAAGCCCACUGCUUCGGCUCGCAGGCGUCGUACUACACAGGCUAUCAACAUCACCAUGGCUAAGAAAACAUCAGGAUGUGCCGAAGGCGAGGAGUCAUUUUAUAGUCUGCACUCUGCCCAAUCUCAGCCCAACUUGGCAGGCCAACAUUCACGGCUGUUCUCCAUGGACCUCUCAGAGGAAAAUGCUACAGCAACUUUAUCAAGAGCAGACACCCUUCAGCGUCUUCCCGGUUAUCGCAGAAGCACCGUGCACAAUGCUGGCCUGCCAGGAGCCACCAGUACGUUCUGUAUUGGAGCAGAGAAUGAACCUGAACAUGCUGCGGAGGACUGGAUGCGCAUCGCCGAGCUACAGUGGCGAAACCAAGCCUGUCUGCCUCACCUGAAGAGCAGCUACCCGCUGGAGUCCAGGCCCAGCCUGGGACCCUCAUUCACUAUAACGGAUGAGGACUUACGAAUGGGUGACCCGAGUGAGACGAUCCGACGUGCGUCCAUGAUGCCAGGUCAGAUCCAGGAGUCCCUGAACAAUCGCCGCUUCUCCCUUGUGCCAAGUUCGAGCCAGAGCUCUGCCAACUCCAGGCCCCAGCGUGCCACCAUGCUGCCGGGUCAGAUCCAGUCCAGCACUGCUGCUCACCGGCUCAAAAAAACAAGCUCAAACCUACGUGCUUCGGAAAAUAAACGCAGCCCACUGGCUCCCAAACGCCCCGGCUCUCAACUACAAGCCCCAGACACACCUGAGAUGAAGAAGAUGACAAGUUGCUUUCCGCGACAAAUGACCCCUAAAAGCAUGUUCGGCAGCAGUCAAAACAAGCCUCCGAAGUCGCCGGCCGAACGAAGGCAAUCUGUGAUGUUCACGGUUGUAAAUACUCCAAAGAACAGCGGUCGUGGUGACAGCAGGCUGCAGCGUGGCCUCAACAAGCUACGAAACAGCGCUCGUAAAUCUCCCGCCGUGGCCAGUCGUGCCCUGCGUUCAGCUGCGGGCGCCAAGUCUCCUCUGGACUCCACUCUGAGAAAGUCUCCCCGAAACAAAUCCCCCAAAUCCUCCAAUGCCAAAAAGGAAACACAGUGACUCGCUCCGCUGAAGUAUUUAACUACGAAGAUCAGGAUUAAGCUGUAAAUUUGAGGAUUUUUAAAUCCAAAACCACCCGUGUCCUUUUCUUUAUUUUUAUUUGCUUUGCUUUUCUCUUUUCAAAUAAAUUAUUUUUUAUUAUGGGAUGCAGUGGUCUUAAUUACUGUCUUGUUUAUGCAACUGGCUGUAUAAUAUUUAAGUGUAUUCCUUGUUCUGUAAUAAAGUCUAUUAUAUUAA
Messenger RNA from Carassius auratus (goldfish), 6417 nucleotides. RefSeq names its product nuclear mitotic apparatus protein 1. Gene Ontology annotation, biological process: establishment of mitotic spindle orientation. Gene Ontology annotation, cellular component: spindle pole; spindle microtubule; centrosome. The transcript has 24 exons. Bases 118 to 6180 code for a protein of 2020 amino acids. The record is from RefSeq and is a predicted model, not a curated record. Lineage: Eukaryota; Metazoa; Chordata; Actinopteri; Cypriniformes; Cyprinidae. Gene Ontology annotation, molecular function: microtubule binding.